Molecule: messenger RNA, 2354 nt
Organism: Poecilia reticulata (guppy)
Lineage: Eukaryota; Metazoa; Chordata; Actinopteri; Cyprinodontiformes; Poeciliidae
Source: RefSeq, a predicted model, not a curated record
UACAACAUGGCAGGAGGAGAACCAAUCGGUGUUCUUGUACUUAACAKUUUUUGCCUUCUCUGUGUUACCACCCUUUGUUUGUCGACUGCAAAGAUAUCAGUUUUCCGCAGACUUUAAUGUAGACGGUGGACGAGACCUCGACAUUUUUGACAUCAAUGAAGAGGCAGGGCUGAAUCUGGUAGAGGGAGACAUUGUACUUGAUGAGACACAAACACGGAAUUCUAUCAUUGGGGAUGAGUACAAGUGGCCAACAACUGUUCCCUACUACAUGGAAGAUGACUUAGAGAUCAAUGCAAAAGGCGUAAUUCUAAAGGCCUUUGAACAGUACCGCCUCAAGACCUGCAUUGACUUCAAACCAUGGAGCGGGGAAGAAAACUACAUUUCCAUCUUUAAAGGAAACGGCUGCUUCUCCUCUGUUGGUAAUCGCAAGGUCGGGAAGCAGAGGUUGUCAAUAGGAACGAACUGCGACCGCAUCGCUACGAUAGAACAUGAGUUCCUUCAUGCUCUGGGCUUCUGGCAUGAGCAGUCCAGGUCAGACCGCGAUGACUAUGUGCAGAUCGUGUGGGACCGCAUCUUGGAAGGCAGAGAACACAACUUCAACACAUAUGAUGACACCGUUUCCAGCUCUUUGGGCGUGCCCUACGACUACAACUCCAUGAUGCACUACAGCAAAGGCGCUUUCCAGAACGGUUCUGAGCCCACCAUCGUCACCAAGAUCCCUGCUUUCAGCGAUGUCAUCGGACAGCGGAUGGAGUUCAGCGACAGUGACCUGCUGAAGUUGAACCGCCUCUACAAGUGCACUCAAGGCUCCACCUUCUUGGACUCGUGUGAUUUUGAGCGUGAGAAUAUCUGUGGGAUGAUCCAGGGASAUGGGGACCAGGCYGACUGGGUGAGGGUCGUUAGUGCUGCUGSAGGGCCCGACACGGACUAUUCCAAYAUGGGCAAAUGCACAGGAUCAGGAUACUUUAUGCACUUUAGCACUGGUGCGGCCAACACCGGAGACACAGCCGUGCUGGAGAGCAGGCUUGUUUAUCCAAAAAGAGGGUACCAGUGUUUGCAGUUUUUCUACUACAACAGUGCUGGUCCCAGCGACACCCUGAAGAUCCACGUCAGGGAGUACGAUGAAGCUAAUCCCAGUGGAACGCUGCGCUUUAUAACAACACUAACUGGAUCUCCUCAGGAUUUGUGGCAGCUGCACCAUGUGAGUCUAGAUGUGAAAAAAAAGUUCAGAGUUGUCUUUGAAGGGACAAAGGGGGCCUCAGGGCCGGCAGCAGGAGGACUAUCACUGGAUGACAUUAACCUUUCCGAGACCACCUGCCCCGAGUUUGUAUGGCGGGUGAAAAACUUCAGCCAUGUCAUGGAUACGACCCCACUCGACACCUCCAUCUUUAGCCCCCCCUUCACGUCCAAGGAGGGUUACACCUUCCAGAUGCAGCUUUACCCCAGCGGUACAGGAGGCUAUUCUGGGCAGUUGUCUGCCUACGCUCACCUCGUGGCGCGGGAGGGGGACACCGGACAAACAUGGCCCUGCCCGUGGAAGCAGAUGACCAUGAUGCUGAUGGAUCAGCACCCUCACAUUCAAAAGCGCAUGUCCAAUCAGCGCAGCGUCACCACUGACCCGACCAUGAAGGCAMCAGAUUCGGAACUUUUCUUCUGGGAUGAUCCACGGAAGGUUGGCACUGAGGUGACGGAUACCGAUGGGUCCAAGUAUUUCCGAGGGCCGGGUUUUGGUACUCCAGCGUAUCUCACACACCUCAGAGCUAAGAGCAGAGACUUUAUCAAGGGAGGAGAUGCCAUCUUUCUACUCACAAUGGAAGAUGUGGCCCAUCUGACACAAUCCCAGCCUGUGCCUCCCACAACCUUAAGACCUACCACAUCCACAUCCACUACCACUAAUGCUUCAGAUAUUUGCCAAAAUKUGCUGUGUCAGAAUGGUGGAAUCUGCGUUGAGGAUCAAGGGAAGCCUUCUUGCAGGUGUGUGGUGGGCAGCGACUGGUGGUACUACGGGAUUGUCUGUCAGCACAAAGGCUCCACGCAGGAUAAAACCACUCUAGCACUGGCCUCCUCCCUGUCUGUGCUGGGAGCAAUGUUAGUGAUCACAGUAGUCAGCGUCCUCUGUAUGAAGAAGAAGUACAAGAAAAAGGCUAUGAACAACGACAGCAACAUGUACAUGCAAAAUGUGCAUGCCAAUGAUGGACCCUAACAAUAACYUGGACUUUGUUUUUCAAUGAAAACAUUACAGCUGUUGACGGAGAGCMGGAUUAAAUCCAACGUUGCCUUAGAUUGCCACCUAUUGGUCAUUUGAUGUAAAGUCAUGGGCRCGAUGGAGGAAGUUUUAAUGCGUAAAUGGAGAU